This is a messenger RNA of Mesorhabditis spiculigera, 1746 nucleotides long. NCBI's taxonomy places the organism in Eukaryota, Metazoa, Nematoda, Chromadorea, Rhabditida, Rhabditidae. The record is from the annotation of a GenBank genome assembly.
AUGCCACGCUCUGCGUUCCUAGGGGCCGCCCUUGCCAUGCUGGCACUUGGCCAGAGCUCAAAGUGCCCUGCCAAUGCCGUGUACGCCUACAAUAUUGGGUGCGACUCAUGCGACUUUCGGGCACCGGCAAAUGGCCAGAUGACUGGGGGGUUGCGCCACGGCGCCCGCUUCUCCUGCAUCUGCUCGGAGGGCUACGCCCGAGUAAAGUCGAACGGCCCAUGCAUCCCACUGGCGCAGUGCCCCGGAAGUACGCAGAAUCAGAUGCAAUGCCCCGCCAACGAGGAAUAUAUUCAGAAUUUGGGCUGCGACUCGUGCGAAAACCGGGCCUACGUCGAUGGGAAACCUCCUGCACCUUGCGCCACCUCCCCGAAAACAUCGUGUGUAUGCCGCAGGGGUUACGGCAGGAAUGACGACGGAAAGUGUGUUCCGCUGGUCCAAUGCCCCGAACCUACCGCCAACACGACAUGCGUCGCCCACGCGACGUACCGGUUGAAGGCGGGCUGCGACACGUGCGAAGAGCGAGCCCCGGAUUUGAGCAACCCCGACCGUCCGCGGUGCAUGGUCAUGCCAGUUAUGGCCUGCGUCUGCGAUGCGGGCUACGCCAUGGACAGCUCAUCACAGCUCUGCAUCCCCCUGGCACAGUGCCCCGGAAAUUCACAGACAAAGGGUGAUUCAAAGGGGAAAUGUCCGGCCAACGAGGAAUAUAUCAAGAAUCCUUGCAUGGCCAAGCCGAUGAUGUCGUGCGUUUGCGAUGCGGGCUACGCGAAGGCCACCUCUUCAGGUCCCUGCGUUCCUGUGAGCCAGUGCCCGAGGACCCGAAAACUCUUCGCUGCGGGUUGCGCCAUGGAGGAGGAGUUCAAGCUGAAUACUGGCUGCGACAGCUGCGCCAAUCGACAACCCGGAGCGAAUAAUACGGCCUGCGCCACGGCUCCGCAAUACUCCUGCGUAUUUGCUACAGCGGAUACGGGCGGAACCCGGCCGGGAAAUGCGUCAAAUUGGCCCAGUGCCCCAAGGCCGCCAACCAGUGCGACGCGAACGCGACUUACAAGCAGAACGUUCCGUCUUUGCCGCCGCCUCGCAGCCGUUCUUCUUGGUGCUGCCCCGAAAAUCGCCGAAUAUUGGUUCCCGGAGAAUCAGCGGGCCCUCGCCAAUGUCCUCAGCUUUAUUGCAAACCCGCUCGGCGUGGCCGUUGGGUCGAUGCUGCCCACGCUUCUGAUCGACGAAAGUCACCCGACACCCGAGUCGUACGAGAUGUUGAAGCUGAACGGUAUCUUCCUCGCCCUCGGCACCAUCGUGUUCAUGUUGUCAGUUGCAUCCGGCGAGGAUGCCCACCGACCCCACCCUCGCCCUCCAGCGCACCACAACGCCUUUUCAUUGCGCCAGGGGCUGGCCAACAUCUUCAAGACGCCAUCUUACGUGAUACUUCUCGUCCCAUUCGGCCUCGCCUUUGCCAUCAACUGGUCGGUGUUCAUCGUCACCGACGCGAUCCUCGACUCGUUGGACUAUGGGCUCCAGCUUUUGGGUAUCGAGCUGGGCGUCGAGAUGACGUUCCGGUGCCCGAGGCGACGUCGAGCGGCGAUUUUGGUGAUUUUUGGAGAAUGUGAGAAGGGCUACUAUCAUUAUCCAUUCACCAACAAUUAUUGGCUUGCCCUUGACUUUUGGUGCGUCCUCAGCGUGAUCGGCCUCCUCAUUUGUCGUCUUCGCGCUGGAACCCAAAAUAAGUCGGCCUGCUUUGAAUGGGUCCUU